GUGUGGAGUAGAGCCGCUCCUCUAACACCGAACACAGCCGCUCUACAUCUCGCUGACAGACAGAGAGAGGGGAGAUCAUUCCCUGACGCACCAUCCAGGCGAGGGUCGCUGCAGCAUCCGUGAGGAAGGGGUAGACUUUUAUAACACCGUCGUGAUUUUAAAGGCGCAGUCCACUGAAAAAAAGAACAAUGUCUUAUCAAGGAAAAAAGAACAUCCCGAAGAUCACAAGCGACAGGCUUCUGAUCAAAGGGGGGAGGAUCGUGAACGAUGACCAGUCCUUCCACGCUGACAUCUACAUGGAGGAUGGCCUCAUUAAGCAGAUCGGAGACAACCUGAUCGUACCUGGAGGUGUGAAGUGUAUCGAGGCCCAGGGAAAGAUGGUGAUCCCGGGGGGCAUCGACAUCCACACCCACCUGCAGAUGCCCUAUCGUGGGACCACAACAGUGGACGACUUUGCUCAGGGAUCCAAGGCAGCUCUGGCCGGAGGAACCACCAUGAUCGUGGACCAUGUGAUUCCUGAGCCUGGUACCAGCCUCCUGGAGGCCUACGACCAGUGGAGACAGUGGGCGGACGAGAAGGUCUGCUGCGACUACUCCCUCCACGUGGACAUCACCCACUGGGAUGACAAUGUGAAGCAGGAGCUGGACAGUCUCAUCAAGGAGAAAGGCGUGAACUCCUUCCAAGUCUACAUGGCCUACAAGGACUACUAUCAGAUGACCAACAGUGAGCUCUACGAGGUUUUCACCUUCUUAGCAGAAAGAGGAGGCAUCGCUCAGGUCCACGCUGAGAACGGAGAGAUAAUUGCCGAGGAACAGGCCCGCAUGCUGCAGAUGGGCAUCACUGGACCAGAGGGACACGUGCUGAGCAGACCAGAGGAGCUGGAGGCAGAGGCAGUGUUUCGUGCCAUCACCAUCGCCAGCCAAACCAACUGUCCCCUCUAUGUGACCCGCGUCAUGAGCAAGAGUGCUGCAGACAUCAUCUCUCAGGCACGCAAGAAAGGAAACGUUGUGUUUGGGGAGCCAAUCACGGCCAGCCUGGGGACAGACGGGACGCAUUACUGGAGCAAGAACUGGGCCAAGGCAGCUUCUUUUGUAACAUCCCCUCCUCUGAGCCCUGAUCCCACCACUCCAGACUAUCUCAACACUCUGCUGUCAAGUGGAGACCUUAGCGUAGCUGGCAGUGCUCACUGUACCUUCAGCGUGGCCCAGAAGGCCAUUGGCAAGGACGACUUCACUCAGAUUCCAGAGGGCGUCAACGGAGUGGAGGAGCGGAUGGCUCUGAUCUGGGAUAAAGCUGUGACCACUGGGAAGAUGGACGAGAACAUGUUUGUGGCUGUGACCAGCACUAACGCAGCUAAGAUCCUGAACCUGUAUCCCCGGAAGGGUCGCGUGGCUGUGGGCUCUGAUGCUGAUCUGGUCAUCUGGGACACAGACUCCAUUCGCACCAUCACUGCCAAGACACACAACUCGGCUGCUGAGUACAACAUCUUUGAAGGCAUGGAGCUGCGUGGAGCGCCACAGGUGGUGAUUUGCCAGGGUAAGAUUGUCCUGGAAGAUGGGAACCUGCACACCACCUCCGGUGUGGGUCGCUUCAUUCCCUGCUCUCCCUUCCCUGACUUCGCAUACAAGCGGGUGAAAGCCAGAAAGCAGCUGGCCGUGUUGAAGGCAGUGCCCAGAGGAAUGUACGACGGCCCCGUGUCUGAAUACUCCAUGUCACGUGGAGGUACACCGUCUGCCUCUGCACGAACCUCUCCGACCAAACAGCCUGUCAGAAACCUGCACCAGUCUGGAUUUAGUCUAGCAGGUCCUCCAACCCCAGAUGACCUCCCCAUCAGGCCUGCUGGUCGCCGUAUUGUAGUGCCCCCUGGUGGUCGUUCCAACAUCACGUCUCUGAGUUAAGCGGCACACAGGAGGAAGAUGCAUUCCACCAAAAGGCAGUGGCUGCAGUUCAGGAGGAAGACAAGAAGAAUUAGAAAAGAAGAAGGAGGAGGAGAAGACGCAGAGGACCACGAUUAAGUAAAAUAAAAAAGUUAAGAACAAAACACUGAAUCCUCAUGCCUUACCUGUCACAACGCUACCUUGCUCAGAUGAGAACAGUAUCCCUUUUCCUGUGGAACUGGUAACACUAGUCUGGAGAAUUUUCUAAAGAUGACAUCAAAGCAUAUUAAAUCAUCUUAGCCACAUUUUCUUUCGAGCUGAAACCCAAACACCACACACAGUGAAAACAUGUCCACCCUGGUGAAUUAGAAACACUCUGGAAAACAUCAGAUAACUGCGUCCUCAAAGGGAAAUAGAUACUGUUUUUAUCAUCAUCAGUCUUGCUUUCCAUGCCCCCCCCACUUCCCCAUUCUUUAUGCUUCAUAUUCAUCACACCAAAACACUCUACCCCACAUUAGUCAUGUCUUCAUACUCAUGCAGUUCUGCUGUAUAUAAACUAGAUGUAAUGUAGCCCUUGUGAAUGAUGUUGUUGAAGCAAGUUUGAUUUUACUGGACCAAGUAAAAAGUGGUGAAGAAGUUUUUCCAGCAGGAGUGUGGUCGGACAUGGAGCUGCAUGGGCCACAUUAACUUGGGUGACGUGAGCCAUGUACCCCCACCCCCCUCCUCUGAGGUACUUUAAUGAGCACCAUCCCUGCUAUGUGCUGAUUGCACAACUAUUGAUGUUAAAAAAUUAUAGACCUCCUUACUCUUUCACUAAACAAAAUAAAAGAAACAUACAAACACUUUUGUGAUUUUUGAGAUUUUUAGAUUUUUUUUUUUACACUUGAUUUCCCCUCUUUUCCCACAUAUUAUGGAAGGGACGAUGUAAAGCCCAUUUUUCACAUUUGCUUCUUGCUUAUUGUUAGCUUGUCACCACCGCAGCAUCUUGAAAAAUGUGAAAAAUGAGCAGAAACAAAAAUUAAAGUGGACAAGGUCGUAACUUGCAAAUGAAAAUGCAAAAAAGUCCCUAAACAGUCUCGGUCAAAAGUCAAAUAAGUUCUUUGUUAUUCUUUUUCCUUAGAUAUGUCUUUUAAAAAUAUAUUUGUAAUAAGGCAGAGGAUUACAGUGCAGCAAGUGUAGCCUGAUAAGAAGAAGAUAGUUUUUGAUCUGGCAGUGGACGGAAGAAGGCACAAGUGUUGUUUUUUUGUAUUUAUGCUAGUUUGAUGAUUUUUUUAAAACGUUGUUUUCUUCUUUUCUUACUGUUGUACAGUACCAAACCCAGAGAUGGCAGGUCAAAAUAAGGUGUGUUGUGAAAUGUAUGAUGUAUGGACUGUUUCCAAAAUAAACAAGAAUUGCAACUGAA
Molecule: messenger RNA, 3279 nt
Organism: Cynoglossus semilaevis (tongue sole)
Lineage: Eukaryota; Metazoa; Chordata; Actinopteri; Pleuronectiformes; Cynoglossidae
Gene: dpysl3
Product: dihydropyrimidinase like 3
Exons: 14
Coding region: 189-1898 (569 amino acids)
Biological process (GO): actin crosslink formation
Cellular component (GO): cytoplasm; cytosol
Molecular function (GO): hydrolase activity, acting on carbon-nitrogen (but not peptide) bonds, in cyclic amides
Source: RefSeq, a predicted model, not a curated record